Molecule: messenger RNA, 4277 nt
Organism: Closterium sp. NIES-67
Lineage: Eukaryota; Viridiplantae; Streptophyta; Zygnematophyceae; Desmidiales; Closteriaceae
Source: the annotation of a GenBank genome assembly
CUUUUCUCUUCCAAGCUAGUUCCUUCAUGGUAUUCAGAGCCACAAUGGCUCACGCCACCUCUAGUCGAUCCUAACUAGCACGGCCCUAUGCCGUCCCUCCUCGUCUUCGAAUCGCGUGCAUCCGAUCGUCGCGCCAUUUCGGCGUGCAGCCGGCCGCCGCAUCUUCCUUCCGCAUCGGCCUUCGGCGACUUAAGAGCUGCGCUCCGCGCACCUAUCCUUCUCCUCCCUCCCCCCCUUUUUCCUCCUCCUUUCCUUUUCCUCCUUCCCCCCCCACCUUCCUUCCCCUCCUCCUCCUCAAUGGCGUCCGAUUCCUCAGUGGACCUUACCUCCGUCGACGCUCUUGAGCUGCUGCCCGACAACACCGCGGUCAAUUGGCAUUCCUAUGCCCAAACCGUCACGGUGCUUCUCUCCUCGGUGACGGUCAAUGGCUACAACCUGAAAGCCGUUGUCCAUCUCGAGGAGCGCGGUCUUCAGCCUGCCCAGCCGGAUGCUCCCGCGGGCCCUGCACCUCCUCCUCCUGGCGAUGCUCCCGUCAGCCCCGGCGAUCCUCCAACCUUCGCCCCUGAUGUCAACGACCCUCAGAGCUCCGAGACCGCCAUCCGCACCUACCGUGCCGGCCUCACCGACCACGUCCGCCAGCAGCUGCUCUUCGAGGCUUCCAGCGCCGAGCAUGACGCCGCCACUGCCGCCUACAACACGUAUCAGGCGGCGCUCGCGGAGUACGUCAGGCGCGAGCGCGCAUACAUCACCGACCUUGCUGCCUGGCGUGUCGCUGACCGGCGCGCGCUCACCAUCCUCCUCGCCACCAUUCCUCCCACCCUCAAGCGAGAGCUUGCUCCCACCUCCUCCUCCCACCUCUGGCGCCUCCUCACCGAUCUCUAUGAUCGGCAGGACGUCGCCACCCUCUACUCUCUCAUUAAGGAGUUCCAGAGCCUCACCAUGGACGCCACCACCGGCGCAGCUGCCUUCACGCGUCGCGUCCUCGACCUCGCUCGGCGCCUGGCGGCUCUUGGCGUGCCGUACCCGGACCCAGUGCUCUGCUGCCAUCUCCUUGAAGGCUUGUCUCCUGCCUUCGACACCCAUAAGAUCGCCUACAUGCAGCUGAUCGACAAGCGCAUCACCCCGGCUGAAGUCGCCCAGUGGAUUAUCACCACCGAGGCCGACCUCUUGCGCCAUUCCUCCUCCACUGCCGCUGUUGCUCAGCAGCGCAACACCAGGGGAGGGCGUGGGGGUGGGCGUGGCGCUGGUCGUGGUGGUGGCGCGGGUCGUGGCAGCAAUGGCGCAGGACGUGGUGCAGCAGCCGCUUUUCCUCCUUGCCAGUAUCUCCCUCGCUAUGGCCCCACGCGGGGUCAGCGCUGCGGCCAGACCACCCAUGCCACUGACUCUUGCUUCAAAGUGCUCAGUGAUGAGUGGUUUGCCCGCGGCAACACCGGCACCCCCCCCCGCUGGUCCUCCCUCUCCCCUCGCCCCACUCCUCAGGAGGUUCGCACCUCCCCUCUUUUUCAGCCCGUCUCCUCCCCCUUGGCCCACCAGGCCGUCUCUCAGCAACAGCAGCAGCAGCAGAUCCUGCCGCAGCCGUUUCAGCAGCAGCAGCAGCAGCAGUUCCAGCAGCAGCAGCAGCAGCAGGGGCAGCAGCACCUCUUCUCCCAGUUGCAGCAGCAGCUCCACCAGCUCCAGCAGCAGCUUGACCUCCAGUCGCAGCUCCCCCUUGCACCUCCUCCUAUGGCUCCCCCCCAGCAGCCCUACUCCGCUUGGACCGCCGGCACCGCCGCUUCCGCAGCUCACCUCUCGGGCGCGUCUCCCGCGCCCUCAGCCACAGGCAGUGUGACUCCUUUCCCCUCCUCUGGUUUUGUUGGCAUGCUUAGUCACGCUGGCACCCCCGCCCCUUCUAUGUAUUCGGCUGCUAUUAAUGAGAAUGUGAUUCAGUACUCCGUCCCACCUCCUCCCCCACAUCCUCCCCCCUCCACCACACUGGACUUUGUCCUUGACAGUGGAGCCACCGAGUCCGUCCUUCGUGAUGCUGGUACCCUUCACCCUCUCCCAGCCCCCACCUCCCUCCUUGGUGCCGAUUCCAGCUUCUCUAUUCCCUGUCGCCACACCUCUACCCUCCCCUGUCCCCUCUUCCCCUCAGGUACCGUCACUAGUUUACACAUCCCCUCCCUCCGUACUAACCUCCUCUCCCAGCGAUCCCUGCAGCAGGCCGGUAUCACCACCGUCUUCCCAGGUCGCGCUAAUCACUGCCUCCUAUACCAUCCCACAGGUCGCCUCCUCUCCCGUAUUCCCUUUUGUCCUCGCUCUCGCCUAUAUACCCUUCGAGUUCCUCGUCUUCCCUCUGCCCAGGCAGUCUCCCACUCCCUCCCCCCACCUCACAUCCCUCCCCCUCCUCUCCCUCCUUCUAACCCAACCAUUCCCCCCCUCCCCCCUGACCCAACCUGCUCCUGUCGAUCCCUCUCCCAUCCCACCGUCCUCCUCCACCACAGGCUUGGUCACCCCAACUUUGCCACCCUUCGCUCGACCGUCUCCUCAGGUCUCCUUCGAGGUCUUCCCCUCACCCUCCCUCCCCUCCCUCCCUCCCUUGCCCCACCCUGCUCCGUCUGUGUCCAGAGCAAGCUCAGGCAGCUGCCGCAUCGGAGUUCCCCCUCCGCUGCUGCCCAGCCGCUUGAUCUUGUUCACAUGGACCUCUGGGGCCCCAACCCCUCCCCUUCCCGCCAGGGCCAUCGCUACAUGCUUGUUCUGGUCGAUGAUCACAGCCGAUAUUCGUCCGUCUCCCUUCUUCGCUCGAAGGGUGACGCUCCGGCUGCGAUCAUCGCCUGGCUCAAGCAGGCGAGCACCCACUUUGGCCGCCCUGUGCGCCGCCUUCACUCUGAUGGCGGUGGCGAAUUCCUUAAUCGUCAGGUAGCCUCCUACUGUGAGCUUCAUGGCAUUCGCCAGACUCACACCCUCCCCCACUCCCCCCAACAAAAUGGUGUGGCCGAGAGCCGUGUUCGGGAGAUCACCAAGAUUGCGCGGUGUCUCCUCGUCCAUGCCUCUUGCCCCCCUUCUCUGUGGGGCUAUGCCCUCCUUCACGCCACCCUCCUUACUAACCUGUACCCCCACCCUAUCCUUCCCUCCACCACUCCCACCGAGCUCUGGACGUCGGCCAAGCCUGACGUCUCCUCCCUCCGUGUGUGGGGCUCCAGGGCGUAUGUCCUCAUUCACCCUGCGGAUCGCCCCCGCACCAUGGGAAAGCUCGCCUCCCGUACCCUCCCCUGCAUCUUCCUUGGUCAUAAUCCCUCCUCCCCGGACUACCUCUUCCUUCACCCCCCCUCAGGUCGUUUCCUCCGCAGUCGGGAUGUAGUCUUUGAUGAGUCCACACCCUACUAUUCCACUCCUCCCCCCACUGACCCUCUCGCCCCUGCUCCCAGGCCCCUCAACUGGUCCGACACUAUCCCACCCCCUCUUCUCCCUCCCCCUCCCAUCCUCCCUCCCGCUCCACCUCCUCCAUUCCCCGCCGCCUCGCACUACGCUGUCGACUUCUUCGACACCUUCUCUCCCACCGCCAAGCCCGCUACCAUUCGCGCAGUCCUCGACCUCGCCGCUCGCCUCAACAUGGAGAUUCACUCCAUGGACGUCUCCAACGCAUUUCUCCAGGGGGUCUUGCGCGAGCUCAUUUUCAUGGAGCGUCCUGCAGGCUUCCACCUCCCCUUUCCUUCCAACUCUGUCUGGCAACUGCGUCGGCCGGUCUAUGGGCUCAAGCAGGCACCAAGGGAGUGGCAUGCCAAGCUUGCUGCCACCCUCGCCGAGCUUGGCUUCAGCACCUCCCGUGCCGACCCCAGCCUCUUCCUCCGCACCUCACCCUCCCCCUUCUACAUCCUCGUCUAUGUCGACGAUAUGAUCCUCAUCACUGCCGACUCCGCCGAGCUCGAGCGCGUCAAGCGUGAGCUUGGUAGCCGGCUCAAGUGUAAGGAUCUAAGGGAGCUGCAGCACUAUCUCGCUCCCCCUCCUCCUCCUCCCACCCCUACGCUGAGCUCAUCGGCUCUCUCAUGUAUGCCAUGGUAUCCACCCGCCCUGACCUGGCAUACCCCAUCAGCGUUUUAGCCCGCUUCGUUGGUACCGGCAAGCAUGAUGCCGCCCACUGGCAAGCGGCCAAGCGAGUCCUCCGCUACCUUCGGGGGACCAAGGACUACGUCCUUACCCUUGGCGGCCCCUCCCCUCCCCUCCUCACAGGCUACUCUGAUUCCUCCUGGGCUGACUCUAGGCCUGACCGCCGCUCCUCUCAGGGCUAUGGCUUCUCUCUU